This is a messenger RNA of Hirsutella rhossiliensis, 3291 nucleotides long. Its product is annotated as filamentation protein (Rhf1). The coding region runs from base 1 to 3291 and encodes 1096 amino acids. Lineage: Eukaryota; Fungi; Ascomycota; Sordariomycetes; Hypocreales; Ophiocordycipitaceae. The transcript has 6 exons. Gene Ontology annotation, molecular function: protein binding. The record is from RefSeq and is a predicted model, not a curated record.
AUGAUGACCAAAGGCAAUCACUACCUUGAGCUGCUGGAAAUUGCACGCUGUGAGGGUAACUGGGACGCUGUGCCCGAACUGGUCCGCAAGGUUCGAAAGCAUGCUUCCUCGAGAUCAUGCCUCGCCCUUGCCGCCGAGACUGAAUGCGCCAUCUCAAACGCGACAACCCACGGCCCCCGUCCCUCGGCCGCCGCGACGGCGCGCGAUCUCGAUGUCGCCAACCGGCUACCGACGCUUCAGAGUGCAAUAUCCGAGGAAAACGCGAACUCGGAGGACAGAUUCCAGGCCCACGUCUGCGUGGGUUGGCUGCACUGGGUCGUCGGAGACUACAGCCUUGCCAUCAGACAGUUGCCCAAGAUGGAGGACCCAAGUACCAAUCUAGAUCCGGCCAAUUUGGUCUCCGAGUGGACCCAUGUUUGCGCCCUCAAGUCGGCCUACUUGCGGGCAAACUGCCUGAUGCGCGACGGGCAAAGAAUCGACGCACUCGCGGCUCUCAGGUCCGCCGCUCCGGUCCUGAAUCGCGUCGAGUCUGGCAAACCAAUCAAGAAACAGCUGAGAUACUGGUCCGAGCUCUUUCUCACGGAAUAUUGCAUGCUUUCGAGCGAGGCUGUCAAACAAGGCGACGUGUCUCGGCAGGACGCCUCCGUCCUUGCGCCGUAUCGCUCCUGGGCGACGUACUGGGAGGUGAUGCAGGCCCCUGUUACGGGGGGUUUUGGCUUCAAGGGUUCGGUCCCGCGGAGACAGGUUUGGAAUGAAUAUUACAUGGUUCUGUCGCAUAUCUUACAAAACGACAUCCCUUACGAAGCCGGAUUGGUCAAGAGAAUGCCUGGCGAUUCGCCGUCACGAACCCAGCUUCGCACCGAGAUCAAGUAUGCCGAGGCUGCAUAUCGAUCGCUUCUCCUUGCCGAAACAUCCUUUCCACGGGCCGACGAGGACAGAGAGGAGGUGGAAGAGUUUGUGCAGCAGGUGAUGAAAAACUGGUCCAUCUUGUGCGGCCGCGGCUGGCGCGAGGAAGACCUAGGCCAAGGGGGACGGAGCGCCACAAGUCGCGGCGUACUCGAAACCCUUUACAGCGCCGCGACUAGAACCUACCACUCAACUGCAAUUCUCAGGUCCCUCUUCUGCGUCCACCUUUCUCUGGCCGAGUUUGACCUCGCAUUCAAGGCCUUUGACUCUUACCUGGAUAUUGUAAAAAGGGGGAAAGCAAGAGUAGACAAGACCGGCGAGGCCGAACCCAGCUUGGACAGCGAUAGCACAGUUCUGGAGACUAUGGCUCACGCCAUCAUGGCCCUCUGCCGCUACGGGCGCCGGCAAGCAGGCGAGAAGGCGCGUCAACUGGGGGCCGAGUUGGAAGACUGGCUGUCUAGACUGCCGCCGAUCAAGGGUCCUGAGAACGGAACCCCCUCGAUAGCGGAAGAUGUGGCAAAGAGCGACCCGCACCCGCCCGUCGCUCCGAACACUGUUGCACUGGCCUGGCAGGCCAUUGGCCACUCGCACGCACACUGGUCGAGACUUACGAAUGAAGCCGGGUCGAGGAUAGAGAUACAGGCCAAGGCAAUCCGAUGCCUCAGGAAGUCAAUAGCCCCCGAAUUUGGCCGCUGCAAGGACAUUAGGACCUUUUUCACGCUCGCUCUGCUCUUGGCCGAGCGGAGAGAACUCACAGCUGCCAUUGAGCUCACAAGAUCAGCCUUGAUGGCCAACAAAGACCAGGAACGAGGCAAAGUCCUCCUCAACGGCCCAUACUGGCAGGAAAGGACGCUCAUCCCACUAUGGCACCUCUUGGCCCUCCUACUGAGCGCCAGGCAAGACUAUGCCAUGGCCUUUCGGGCUUGCGAGGGCGCGCUCGAGCAGUUCAAGGAUCCGACGGUUUUAUUUGGCAAGACAGAUGCCAGCUUCCGCAGCGAACACCUCGAAGUCGCCGGUGCACCGCCCGCGGCCGAGUCCCGCCGCGGCCUGGUCGACAGCUUGGACGACUCGGAAAAGGAGAGCAUCUUGGAAAUCAAGAUGACUCAACUUGCCUUGAUUGAGCUUACUGAAGGCCCGGAAAUGGCCGUCAACGCAAGCUUCGAGUUGCUGACCAUGUUCACGCGACUGUUUGGCAACAUCACGGCGCAGGCGAUGCCGUCCGGGCCGACGCCCGCACAGCCGCCCAAAACCUCGGGGACCUUCCGUGGCAUCAGAGGGAGCAUCUUUGGGGCUAAAACGGAUAAAUCGGUGGCGUCGUCGAGGGGGCCGGGCACAUCAAUCAUCAGCGAAAAAUCGGCUGCGAUGGCAUCGAGGCCCUCGACUGCGCAUAGCGUCGCCACCGCGAAGCCUUCCAUACACGCCACCGUUGUGGAUGGCGACGUGUUUUUCACGCCUGCACAGGAACCCGACCAGGUUGAUCUCUUUCCUUUUUCCAACAAGCCGUCUCGGUUCCCCAAGGAGCAGGAGAGGGCGCAGCGUAUGGCCAUUCUGGUCAGGAUCUGGCUCACCGUGGCCGGAUUCUACCGUCGGGCGGACAUGUUGGAAGACAGCAAGGGGGCCAUUGCGGAGGCGCAGAAGCUGGUCCAGGACCUCGAGUCCCAAGACCAAUCGGGAGCGAGCGGGCCCAAGUCGACUGGCUGGGCGGAGAAGAAGAGCGUCGACGACUUGUGGGGUGACGUAUGGAGCGAGCUCGGGCUCUUGGCUCUGGCCCAGAGCCAGCCUCUCGUUGCCCGCUCAGACCUCGAACAGGCCUUGACGUAUUGCCCGGACCACCCGGCCGCCACCGUCUGCCUGUGCAGCAUCCUCCUCGACAUUUCGAGCGAGAAGCUCCUCCCCGCGCCCGUCGUGCCGCCUUUGGACCACACCGAGCAACCACCACCACAAUCACAACAACACCUAUCCGGCCAGCCCCAGGCCGCGCCAUCAGCAGACGGCCCUCCGGGGAGGCUCCCGUCCGGCCCCCUGGGCCUCUGCCCGCGCAAUGCCGAGGCCAUGCCUGCCAUCGGCGUCGCGGUCGACGGCGGCAGUCAGCUCACGUCGCACCCCAUCGGCGACGACUCCCUCCCCGCCGCGUACAAGGCCACGCGGCUGCCGCUCGUCGACCGCCUCGCCGCCCGCGACCGAGCCUUUGCCCUGCUGACGGGCCUCACGCGCCUCGGCACGGGCUGGGACUACUCGGACGCCUGGUUCGCGCUGGCCCGCGCCUACGAGGAGAGCGGGCAGCCCGACAAGGCCAAGGAGGUGCUGUGGUGGUGCGUCGAGCUCGAGGAGGCCAUGGGUGUGCGCGAAUGGCGCUGCCUCGGCGGUGGCGGCUAUCUCAUUUAG